AAAAGAAAAACACUGUAGCACAGACUGGUGCGUGAAGUGCAAUGUAACCAAACCAGAGUAGCCACCCAGUCACUGCAAAUGUGGUGGUUUGUUGUUUGUUUUGUUGUGUUCUAACUCCGGACAACUCCCUCAACACACACCUUUGCCUUUCUUGUUAUUACCAAACUCUUCGCCCAAAUACUUCCCCAACUUUCUCUUAUUUUCUUUCUUUCAGCCACCCUAAAUAAUCUCUCUUUCUACACCACAAGAAUCUAAACUACUACUACUACUUCAACUCCACUGUUUCAGAUCAUAGGUAGUCUUUUACCACGGACACAAUGUAAAUCUCCUUUUUUUUCCAGCUCUUGAAGUAAUAUUCAGAUUGGUAAAACUGAAGAAAAUGGACAACCAUAAAACCCCAGAAACCCUUGAAGUUAAACUCCCAGAUGUUAAAACCCUAAAAGCUCAAAACCCAGACAGCAUGAAUCUAGAAGCAGCUUCUGGGCUUUCUAAGUUAUUUGGCUCAAGUGAAAACAGUGCUGUUGUAGAGUCGAAUUUUGAGGUUCCUGUAGAAGAAAAUGAGAAAGAUAAUGUGGAAUUAAUGAACAAAUGUGAUGGCCUUGAAGCCCAGAAUUCAGAUGCUAGUGACAGUGUAGAUACAGUGGUUGCUGCUGAUGUGAAUAAUGUUGGAAUUGAGAAGGCUUCUUUCCUUGAUGAUGGUAUUGAUGGGGCAAUUGAGAAAGGAAAGGAUUCCACACUAGUGGAAUUGAAUGAAAAUUUAGUGGCUUUGGGUAUUAUUCUGUGUGAGGAAGUUGAAGUUGAAAACUCUGUGAAAGAUGAGGAAUUGAAGGAGGAUGAAGAGUUAGGAUUUAGUGAUCCUGUGCCUGGUAGGAAGCUAGAAGUUUGUGGAGGCAAUAUAUCUCUUUAUGUAGAUUUUUCUGAUUCUCUGAGCAGGGUAAAUUUUAACAAUCUCAAAGACAUGGAUGGUUCUGGUUUGUUUGUUAGCCAAAAGGAGUCUAAAGAAAUGGGUGAUGAGGAGAUGGAAGAGUUAACUAGCAAGUUCCUUAUAGGCGAUAUUGUAUGGGUUAAAACCAAAAAUCAGUCCUGGUGGCCUGGAAAAAUUUAUGAUCCAUUAGAUGCUGGAAAAUAUGCUAUGGGGGAAAAGCAGAGAAACUGCCGGUUGGUUGGUCAUUUGGGAAGUAGCCACGUUGCUUGGUGCUUGCCAUCUCAAUUAAAGCCUUUUCAUGAGAGUUUUGAGCAGAUGACCGGCCGAAACAAGGCCAGAAGCUUCCUUAGAGCAGUAGACAAGGCAGCGGAUGAGUUUGGUAAAUGCCUGAAAUUAGAAAUAACUUGUCCUUGUAUCCGAGAAAAAGUUCAGCAAUCAUCUAGUAUUGUUGAAAUUCCAGAACGAGUUUCUUUGCCAGAGAGCAGAUUUGGUGAAUUUUCGUGUAGCCAGGUUGAACCAAUGAAGUUUCUUGUGCAAAUUAAAAUUCUUGCACAGGCUAUCUCCAACCUUGACAUGCUUGAGUUAACUGUAGCAAAGAGUUUUUUGUCAGCAUUUUAUCAAUCCAUAGGACAUAGUCAGUUGCCUAUGGAACAACUCUGGGAAUCAACUGAUCACCAUGAGAAGUCUGGUGACAAGUUAAUGGCAAAAAGUCAAAUUGAUGCUCAAGUUGGAGGCCGAAAUUCAGGGCCUGCCAAAGGGGAGUCACAAAGCAUAGAGGAUGUAGUUCUGCUGCAAAAGAAGAAUAAAGACCUAGCCACAAUUUCUGGAGCGGAUCUGGAUACUAUGGCAGAUAUUUGCAAAGGUAACCUUCUUGAAGGAAAUGGUGCCCCAAAUGAUCUGGCAUCAAAUUCCAGUAAGAGAAAGAGGAAGAGGUGUUUUGAAGUUAAAGUUGAAGGUGAAGAAGUUAGUCUAUCAGCUUCUCCAUCAAAGGAGAAGAUGUGUAUCUUGGGAUCUCCAACAAUGGUAGAGAGGAGCUCUGAGUUGAGAGAAAGGAAGAAGAGCAAGUACUUAACAUAUCCCUAUAUCAAUUGGGAACAUAAGGAUAUGCCAAGUGACACUGAAGACCCCAAGGCUCAGAAAGCUUCUCAAGAGAAAGAAGGUGAAAAGGCAGAUGCUGGUCAAUUUGUUGGAUCCCUUUUGUUUUCUAAAUCUAAUGCGACGAGGUUUCAGAAGAAAUGGUUCAAUAAAUUUAUAGUAAGGAACGAUGCUUCCAGUAACCCAGAUUUGAUAAAUGCAUCUGUUGCCACUUUGCUUUCUAAACUGUGUUUCACUGCUGUGGACUGUCUGUAUCCAACUGAGAGCAAAAACUUUGAUUUAAUAGAGUGGUUCUUUUCAAGGUUCAGAAUAUCAGUAUUUCAUGACGAGUCCAUUUAUGAGAUGCAUUGCAAGAAUGUGAUGGGGAGCAGUAAUGAGGCAUUGCUGGGAAAGGAUACACAGGAGACAAGCCAGACUUUGUCAGAUGUCAAGACUGAGCAGAAGAUGCAGAAGAAGAAGAAUGAAAACUCAGCUAGAUCGAAAACUAAAUCUCUUGAUAGAUUGUCGGAUGUGAAUGUGAAUAUGGCUACGGAUGGCUUAUUUGUAAAACAUUCCUGUGAGAUGGACCCUCCCACACUUAAUGGAAAAUCUGGGUCAAAGAAGAAAAAAAAGAAGCAAGGAAGAAAUCCUACAGAUCUACACACCAAUAAAACAGCAAACAUACCUGACUUGAAUGGCAAUGGUACUACAACGAAUUUGUGGGUGGAAAAUUCUGAGCAGACUAGCCAUGUUGAGCUUGAGCCGAAUGUGAGGGAGAAGCCAGUGGAUGUAAAUUUAAAUAAUGCAACACCUACGCUGUUAGUAGAUUUACAGGUGACAGGUCCAUUUUCGAUAAAUGCUAUUCCUGAACAAAGUAUGAGGGAGGAAAAAAUUACUGUUAGUGUACCAACUUCAAAUGGAAACUCUGCAGUUCCAAGUCUCUUGGCUAAUGGACCUUCAUUUAUUGGCUCACUUGCUGCCGAAGGUAAGCAUAGCCCAAAAAAAAGAAAAAGAAAGGACAAAUCAACUUCAGAACGCGCUACUGUUGUUGCCAGCGUUGCUGGGUUAGAUGGGAAUCCUGCUGAACCCAGCGUGUUGGCCGAAUCUGAAAAGAGAGGAAGGAAAAAAGGAGCUUCUUCACGGAAGCCAAGAAAGAAAUCUAUUGCGAGGGUACCAGAUAUAAACAUGAAUUACAAUAAUGCUAAUGGGGAAGCUCCAGGGACAGCUCUGCUAUUAACAUUUACUCCAGGAGCGUCUUUGCCUUCGAAAGAAGUUCUGGUUGCAACAUUUGGCCGGUUUGGGUCCUUGAAGGAGUCAGAAAUGCAGUUAUCAAAAGAUUCUGGUACUGCCCAAGUUGUUUUUGUGAGAAGUAUUGAUGCUGCAGAAGCUGUUAGGAGUUUGGAGAAAUGCAGUCCUUUUGGUGCAACCUUAACCAAUUACCAACUUCAUCUUCUUUCAACUGGUGCAGCUACUGAAGGAUUCAGGACACCUGCAAAUUCUUAUGGGUCAAUGCCAAUUCCUGCUGAAGCUCCUCCAAUUGACUUCAUAAGGCAGAAUCUGGAGAUGAUGACAUCAAUGCUGGAGAAAUCAGGAGAUAAUCUCUCUCUGGAAAUGAGAGCCAAAUUGGAGACUGAAAUCAAAGGCCUUCUGAAAAAGGUGACGUCAAUGCCUAGCUCAUCCUCGUCUUAGUUGGAACAGUUGAAAGUUAUUGAAUUCUGUGUCAGGUUGUUUACUAGACUAGAAAUGUCUAGGUUGUUUUCAGGAUCUUCUAUCGUUAGCUGUUGCUUUCUCAGUCUGAUCUCUCACUCUCACUCCCUCUCCCUGAAUGUUAAUGUGAGGACUGAUAAUUUGUGCUGUCGACUGCAUUGAGAGGGCAUAUGCAGUUUCUAAAUAAAAGGACCUACAUGUAUCAAUAUCAUUGUUCUUUUCACGUUUCUGCUGA
Manihot esculenta (cassava) is the source of this 3941-nucleotide messenger RNA. RefSeq names its product serine/threonine-protein kinase ATM. Lineage: Eukaryota; Viridiplantae; Streptophyta; Magnoliopsida; Malpighiales; Euphorbiaceae. The record is from RefSeq and is a predicted model, not a curated record. The transcript is spliced from 2 exons. Bases 380 to 3688 code for a protein of 1102 amino acids.